CGCGCUGCCCAGCAGCCGCUUUCUCCAGCCACAGGACUGAACUAGCCAUGGUCGCCUCAUGAGGAGGGCAGAAUUGCGCCGGGGAACUUGUGAGCCUGCGGUGAAAGCUGCCUCCACUGGUUGUUACAGUCCCAGUAGUCCUGUCCAGAUUCUAGAAAGUUCCAACUACUUUUUUCCAGACUUUCAGCUCUAUUCUGGAAGGCAUGAAGCAUCUGCUUUGACGGUGGAGACCAACAGUAGCAUCAGGGAAAAAGUUGUUGAAGAUCCUCUCUAUAACUUCUACUCCCCGAACUUCCUGAGGGUCUCAGAGGUGGAAAUGAGAGGUUCCGAGGAUGCAGCAGCUGGAACAGUGUUACAGCGGCUGAUCCAGGAACAACUGCGAUAUGGCACCCCGACCGAGAACAUGAACUUGCUGGCCAUUCAGCACCAGGCCACAGGGAGUGCAGGACCAGCCCACCCUCCAAACGGCUUUUCUUCCACGGAAAACCUCACCCAAGAAGACCCACAAAUGGUCUACCAGUCAGCACGCCAGGAGCCUCAGGGUCAAGAGCACCAGGUGGACAACACCGUGAUGGAGAAACAGGUCCGAGCCUCUCAGCCUCAGCAGAACAACGAGGAGCUGCCCACUUAUGAGGAGGCCAAAGCUCAGUCGCAGUUCUUCAGGGGGCAGCAGCAGCAGCCACCGCCGCCACCUCCGCAGCAGGCGGCUGUGGGUCAUGCGUACUACAUGGCUGGGGGCACCAGUCAGAAGGCCCGCACAGAGGGCAGGCCCACAGUGAACCGGGCCAACAGUGGACAGGCCCACAAGGACGAGGCACUGAAGGAACUGAAGCAGGGUCACGUCCGCUCUCUAAGUGAGAGAAUCAUGCAGCUGUCCCUGGAGAGGAAUGGGGCCAAGCAACAUCUCCCUGGCUCAGGGAGUGCAAAGGGGUUCAAGGCAGGAGGGGGACCCUCUCCUGCCCCACCGGCUGGCAAAGUGCUGGACCCUCGAGGUCCACCGCCAGAAUACCCCUUUAAGACCAAGCCCAUGAUGUCUCUGGUCACCAAGAACCAGGACCAUGGACUUUUCUACAGUGACCAGCACCCUGGGGUGCUGCAUGAGAUGGUCAAGCCAUACCCUACACCGCAGCCUGCAAGGACGGAAGUGGCUGUGCUGAGGUACCAGCCGCCGCCGGAGUACGGGGUGACCAGCCGCCCCUGCCAACUUCCCUUCCCAUCGACAGUGCAACAGCACAGCCCAAUGUCCUCCCAGACUUCCUCCGUCAGUGGGCCACUGCACUCUGUCUCCUUGCCACUUCCACUUCCAAUGACCCUGGCACUGCCACAGCCCCCACCUGCCGCUUCUCCCAGCCAGCAGCUUGGUCCAGACGCCUUCGCGAUUGUGGAGCGAGCUCAACAAAUGGUGGAGAUCCUCACCGAGGAGAACCGGGUGCUUCACCAGGAGCUUCAGGGUUACUAUGACAAUGCUGACAAACUCCACAAGUUUGAAAAGGAACUUCAGAGGAUUUCAGAAGCCUACGAGAGUCUGGUUAAGUCUACCACCAAACGAGAGUCACUGGACAAGGCAAUGAGAAACAAACUGGAAGGCGAAAUUAGAAGACUUCAUGAUUUCAACAGGGAUCUACGAGACCGACUGGAGACUGCCAACAGGCAACUUUCCAGCAGGGACUACGAUGGGCAUGAAGACAAAGCCGCAGAGGGGCAUUAUGCUUCCCAGAACAAAGAAUUCUUGAAGGAAAAAGAGAAAUUAGAAAUGGAGUUAGCAGCAGUACGGACUGCGAGUGAGGAUCACCGGAGGCACAUUGAGAUCCUGGACCAGGCUUUGAGCAACGCCCAGGCCAGAGUCAUCAAGCUGGAAGAGGAGUUACGAGAGAAGCAAGCAUAUGUUGAGAAAGUUGAAAAGUUGCAGCAGGCCCUGACCCAGCUGCAGUCUGCAUGUGAGAAGCGAGAGCAGAUGGAGCGGAGGCUGCGGACCUGGCUGGAGCGAGAGCUGGAUGCACUGAGAACCCAACAGAAACAUGGAAGUGGCCAGCCAGCCAACAUGCCAGAGUAUAAUGCUCCAGCCCUUAUGGAACUCGUGCGAGAGAAGGAGGAACGGAUCCUGGCCCUGGAAGCUGACAUGACGAAGUGGGAGCAAAAGUACCUGGAGGAGAGCACCAUUCGACACUUCGCCAUGAAUGCUGCAGCCACUGCUGCAGCGGAGAGAGACACCACAAUCAUCAACCACUCUCGGAAUGGCAGCUACGGAGAGAGCUCCCUGGAGGCUCACAUCUGGCAGGAGGAAGAAGAGGUGGCACAGGCCAACAGGAGGUGCCAAGACAUGGAAUACACUAUUAAAAACCUGCAUGCCAAAAUCAUAGAGAAGGACGCCAUGAUUAAAGUCCUUCAGCAGCGAUCCCGGAAAGAUGCUGGGAAGGCAGACUCCUCAAGCCUGCGGCCUGCUCGCUCAGUCCCAUCCAUCGCAGCUGCCACCGGGACACACUCCCGGCAGACCUCACUGACCAGCAGCCAGCUGGCAGAGGAGAAGAAGGAAGAGAAGACCUGGAAGGGGAGCAUAGGGUUGCUGCUGGGGAAGGAGCAUCAUGAACACACCUCAGCCCCCCUGCUGCCGACUCCCCCAUCCUCAGCACUGGCCUCAACAGCCUCCGCCACUUCAGCCAGCAGUGCGCAUGCCAAGACGGGCAGCAAGGACAGCAGCACCCAGACGGACAAGAACACUGAACUCCUCUGGCCCAACAUGGCCUCCCUCCCCAGCCGGGGCAGGCUGAGCAACACCCCUUCCAACAGCCCUGUCCUGAAACACCCCGCGGCCAAAGGGGUGGCGGAGAAACUGGACACCUCUCCUGGCCACGGGAAGUCACCAGACCACAGGGGCCGCGUCAGCAGCUUGCUACACAGGCCCGAGCUCCCUGACGGAGAGAUGAUGGAAGUGCUCAUCUAACUCUGCCAUCCCCAGUAGCCUCCUGAUGGAACCCUGAUGGGCAAGGAGCGUGGCAGAGAGGAGAAGAAAGCUCAAGAAGGUUGUGGACGGGAAAUCAGGAAUGGUGCGAACUUAGAAGAGAUGUCAGAUCCACGGGAAUGCUUUUGAUAAAGGUUAGGAACAAAAAUAAGAGACCUCCAUGACUGAAGAUGGAAGAGAAUGCCACGGAUUUUUAUGACGUGUAGCGGAAGAUAGAAAACGCAUGUAGGUUUGGAAACACAGUUAAGUAGAAAUAGGAAGUGGAAUUUUUCUUUGCACAGAAAAUGUAUCUCUGGUUAUAAACAGACAAACCUGAACAUGGAGCUUCCUGGGAAUAACCCCGUUCUCCUUGCGUCUGGCGUGUUUGGUUUAAGAACCUCUUAGAAAUCCCUGGAUCCAUCUCGCUGAACUAUGGUGCUGCUCGUGCUGCCCAUGGGGUGUGCUGUAGGAGUGUGUGCUGUGAGGAGCAGCAGCCAGGGGUGAGGGGAACUUGAAAGGUGGGCUCCACCUCGUUAGCUGCCUGGCUUGGUUUUCCAGGAGGUUGUGAGGAUUCUCUGCUUUUUUGGAUUCAACAGUAUUUUCUAAACAGGAUGGAUAUGUUGGGAUCUUAGACCUCCACUUCCCUAACUCCUCUGAGUUCAUCUCUGUCUCAACUCCAUCAUUUUAUGUUUGUUUUUGUUUCCAGCAUUUUAUUUUACUUGUAAUCAGACUUGGCAGGAUUUCUUAGGUCUGGGAUUUGUAAGGGGCAGUUUUUGAAGUGUAAUCAGCCCUGCUGUGUUCAGCCGUGGACGGUGACCAGGAAUGACAAAGUCAGAUGCUGGCUUGCUGGCUGUUUUCUCUGCUUUGCAUUAAUUGCAUCCUGACCAUGUGCUAGGUAGGCCCUGAUGAAGCAGAAGGGUCCAUGGCUCCCUCGGGAACAUCUUGCAUUAACAUUAUGGCCCUGGCCUUGUCAACGCUCAUGUCAGCUUUGUAGUGAGGAGCACAAAAUCGCCAUAAUUUUGUUCUGUAAGAGUAAAACUUUCAGGACAGCAGCCCAGGAAAUGGCUGAGGGUUUGCCAACAGUUUUGUUUUGGUGCAUGCAGAACCACGCACCGCUGUGAGACUUUAUCCAUGUUUCAUACACCUGAUGUCUCACACACCAUGUCUCAUGCUCCUCUUGGGCACUCCUCGGAUAGCUGCAGAUGAACGUGCAGACUUUUACAUUUGGGUUUCUCUCUGCCAGCCACUUGAUUUGUAACCUAACUGGCGUGUGAGUAAAUUUUUGGAGGUUUCAGUUUUAGGAACUGCUUAUCCAAAGUGAGACAGAAAUGCCACGGAGAGAUCCCAGAAGUAAACUGGGUGUUGGGCCUCUGUCCUGAGUUCUAAACUUGGCACAGAGAGCUCAGUCCUCCUCAUGAUGUUUCACAGGACUCCUCCGUUGGCUUUUUAUACAAAUGCAGGAGGUGCUGGAUUAGAAUAGAGGAAAUGCUAAUCAGGUCGCCACAUGCUCUGGCAGGAUUCUGCUAUUUUCUCUGCAGGUCAGCUGGGUCUGUCUUUUCUCAAGUCCCAAAGUUAAAAAAAAAAAAAUCUGCCUGAGAUUUGUUCAAGUACCACCUCAAUGAGACACUGAAGGCGAUUCCUGGGAAUCACACUUGGGAAGCUUCUUCUAGGAUUUGUCUUAGGAGUAUAACUCCGGGUGAAGUUACAGCCUUCCUGAGUUCCGGUGGUAGAAGGGAGACAGAGGUGAUAGCUGAAGAUGGGAAAAAACAAACCAGUGGCUUUGGCGAGACAGGUCUCUGAGCCACCCACAAUGAUAGAUUAAACAGGUCCUGACUCUUGCGGUGGCUCUGUGCUGCCUCUUCAGCAGCAGAGUAAGUAUUGUGCAGACUGGGAAACUGAGGCAGCUCCCAACAACUGAGCACUAAGUUCUCCCCAUGAUCUGUGGGGAGACCCUGGCAGUGAGAGGUGGAGUUGAGUGUGGAUGUGGGAGUGAGUCCCCAGGACCCAUCAUCCCUGCUGUGUCAUUGUUCCCUAUCACCUAAAUGGGAAUGAGGUUUAGUUGAUGGCAACUAACUCUUAAGGGCGUGAUAUCCAUCCCCUGGCAGUGUUGGGAAUGGAUUAGAAAGGAAAGAAAAUCAUUGUUUCCAGCCUGCACCAUGUAUCUGGGCCACCCCAUACCUUGGGCUGUCUCCCUGGCAACAGGUUAGUGCAAGAGACCAAGCCCUGUUUGUGGUUCUCCAGAAGACUCGACCUCACGCUCUAGACACUGCAUUUUGGCGCCUGUGCGUAUGAGAGUCACUCACUCUUCCAAGCUUCCCAUACUUCUUUUG
Messenger RNA from Ochotona curzoniae (black-lipped pika), 5268 nucleotides. RefSeq names its product angiomotin like 1 (gene AMOTL1). The record is from RefSeq and is a predicted model, not a curated record. Gene Ontology annotation, cellular component: bicellular tight junction; cytoplasmic vesicle; plasma membrane. The coding region runs from base 59 to 2941 and encodes 960 amino acids. The transcript is spliced from 13 exons. Lineage: Eukaryota; Metazoa; Chordata; Mammalia; Lagomorpha; Ochotonidae. Gene Ontology annotation, biological process: angiogenesis; hippo signaling; actin cytoskeleton organization.